Messenger RNA from Cucurbita moschata (crookneck pumpkin), 609 nucleotides. RefSeq lists its product as uncharacterized. The transcript has a single exon. The record is from RefSeq and is a predicted model, not a curated record. Bases 1 to 609 code for a protein of 202 amino acids. NCBI's taxonomy places the organism in Eukaryota, Viridiplantae, Streptophyta, Magnoliopsida, Cucurbitales, Cucurbitaceae.
AUGGCUUCGUUGAUCGGAUCCAAAUCUCGUCAAAUUUCAUCUCCGUCGCCUUUUGCUUCGUCGAUCGGAUCCAAAUCUCGUCAAAUUUCAUCUCCGUCGCCUUUUGCUUCGUCGAGUACGGCUUUCUUGUCUCGGCCGUUGGAAGGUAGAUUUCUCGUCGAGGCAAUGUGCGGAAAAUAUGCGUGUUCGUCGUCAGAGGCGUCUGUGAGAUUUCAGAUUGAUGGAAGGCCGGCGUCUCCCGGCCGUUCGAUUUCGGUUCAGAAGAAUCGCGAGAGAAAUGCGAAUGCGGUGUCGUCGAAUAAGAAGAAAUGGUGCAUGUGUUCUCCGUCUACUCACCCAGGCUCUUUCAGGUGUUCGCUGCACAAGAAGAAUUGGAGGCGCUCUGUUAAUGUCGUGAAUCGCAGCAGCGAGUUCCCGAACGGAUCGUUGAAUUUCCGUAGAUCGGCAAUGGCGAAUUCGAUUGUGAGAAAUGGAGGCGUGGAAGGUGCUGAUCUAGUGAAAAGAGCUGCCUUGGUUAGACCUUCUUCGCACCAGGUGCGGCGGCCAUCAGCGUUUCAACCUAUCGGCCAAAAGCAGAGGAGGAGUACAUCUUCCAGCACUCAUCAAUGA